AUGCUUGCUUCCGGUGCAGGGACUGGGGGUAGUAGUACACCAGAUUCAAAUGAAUUUGUUCGUGGUACUAGUCCCGAAUUCACAGACGAAUUGGGUGAACUUGUUCCAGUACUUGACUCAAUACAUUUAGUUCCUUAUAAAAAAAGUUCCCUAGUUGGUUCCUCCUCUCCUUUUGAUCCUAAAAAAGUUAAAGUUACUGUUCAACGUCCUGGUGACCAAAAGGCUUAUCAAUGUGGACCACAUCUUAGAAAAACGAAGAAAACAGAUUCAGAUGCUAUCAAAGAAAUUAAUCGUUGUCGUGAGGAGAAUACUACACGUUUAGAUUUAACUAAAGGUCAAUUACACUUUCUACCACCAUCAAUACGUGAUGUUGCACAUCAUCUAAAAGAACUUUAUCUAUAUUGCAAUAAAUUAGUGAAUUUGCCGAAUGAAAUUGGUACAUUGUUUGCAUUGGAAAUUUUAAUGGUACAAGAGAAUUCAUUAAGUGAUCUACCAGAAACAUUAGCACAAUGUACACAAUUACGUGUAUUAGAUAUAAGACAUAAUAAAUUAUGUGAAAUUCCUCAAGUUGUUUAUAAACUACAUAACUUAACACAUUUAUUUCUACGUUUCAAUCGAAUUCGUGUAGUGGAUGAAGAAAUUAAAUAUUUAACCAAGCUUCAAGUUCUUAGUUUACGAGAGAAUAAAAUUCAUACACUCCCAGCUGAUCCUGGUAUCGGUCAAUUGACCAAUUUGAUUACAUUAGAUGUUUCACAUAAUCAUUUGGAGCAAUUAUCUGAAAAAAUUGGCCAUUGUCAAAAAUUGUGUACAUUAAGCUUACAACAUAAUGAACUACGUUCGCUACCGAAUACAAUUGGUGAUUUAAAAAUGUUAGAAAAUAUUGGCUUAAAAUAUAAUCACUUGGAAUCAUUACCAGAUUCGUUAGCACUUUGUACAAAUCUCUUAGAAUUAAAUAUUGAAGGCAAUAAUAUUUGGCAAUUACCGGAGGGACUGUUAACACAUUUGAAAAAAGUUUCCUGUGUGACAUUGUCAAGAAAUUAUUUUAAUAUUUUUCCAUCUGGUGGUCCUCAACAAUUUACUUCAAUACAAUCUCUCAAUAUGGAGUACAAUCAAAUAACUCGAAUACCAUUUGGUAUAUUUUCACGUGCAUCAAAUCUAACUAAAUUAAAUAUGAAAGAUAAUCAAAUCGGUGCUUUUCCACCGGACAUUAAAAGUUGGACAAGUUUAGUUGAAUUAAAUGUUGGUACAAAUCAAUUAACAAAGCUUCCAGAUGAUAUAGAAUAUUUGAAUAAUUUGGAAGUAUUAAUUUUGAGUAAUAAUCAAUUAAAACAAAUCCCAGUAACUAUUCGAGAAUUACAAAAACUACAAGUUUUAGACUUGGAAGAAAACCAUUUAGAAUGUUUACCGCCAGAUAUUGGUUAUCUAGGUGAACUUCAAAGAUUGGUGGUCCAAUCGAAUAGACUGACUAGUUUACCUCGAGAAAUUGGUCGCUUAUAUAAUUUGAUUUAUUUAGCUGUUGGUGAAAAUGAACUACAAAGUAUACCGAAUGAAAUUGGUGAUCUGCAUAAAUUGGAAACAUUAUAUUUAAAUAAUAAUUUGAAUUUACAUGAUCUUCCAACUGAAUUAGCUAUGUGUUGUAGUCUACAAAUGAUGUCCAUUGAAAAUUGUCCUUUAACUCAAAUUCCUGUUGAAGUUGUAACUGGUGGUCCUUCACUAGUGAUUCAAUAUCUACGUCUACAGGGCUCUUUCAGUCAUAUAUAA
Messenger RNA from Schistosoma spindalis, 1761 nucleotides. The record is from the annotation of a GenBank genome assembly. NCBI's taxonomy places the organism in Eukaryota, Metazoa, Platyhelminthes, Trematoda, Strigeidida, Schistosomatidae.